Desarmillaria tabescens is the source of this 1275-nucleotide messenger RNA. RefSeq lists its product as uncharacterized. The transcript has 2 exons. The record is from RefSeq and is a predicted model, not a curated record. NCBI's taxonomy places the organism in Eukaryota, Fungi, Basidiomycota, Agaricomycetes, Agaricales, Physalacriaceae. The coding region runs from base 58 to 996 and encodes 312 amino acids.
UGUCGGUAAACUCCGGCUACAUUCAGCCCGACCCUUCCUCCUCACUUGUUCGUAUCAAUGCUGGGAUCCUGGUUCGGAAAUCCUUCGCAAGAAAGUAAUUUGUUUGAUGAUCCUCCUACACCAAUAGAAGCUCCCUCGGGUCCAGCGCAUUCCUUGACCUCAAAGUUACGCACCCCACAUGAUGCCAUUCUCGCCGACCUUCAUGGGGAAUAUGUCGAGCAAGCCGAAGAGGCUGCAAAGAGCCGUUAUUUCAACGUACCAUCGCGGCAUACAGAACCUCUUCGUGACCCAUAUGAUGGAUCUGUAGUCGGACAGGUCGUACCCGCCGAUCCACUGCUUCAUCUUGAUGUGCGAAUCCCAUACUAUGAUCCCAAAACAGACGAACUGCUAUGGUCGCAUUUGUCCAAGGUGUUGGAACUGCAAAGUGAGAUAGCUGUGCUACAUCUUGGGAUGGAGGUUAUUGGGACGAAGCAGGGAGACCAAGCUAAGGGCAAAGGCAGAGCAAACAAAGAUGAUACGUGGGAGGGAAAGGAAGACAAGGACAAGCAUGAUGUUGAUGAUGCAGCAGAGGUUGGAGAGUACGAGCGCGUCGAUGUCAGUCCAGAGGCCGAUGAGGAGAAACAAAACAGGGAGCGAGAAGCAGAAUUCGCCAAACUUUCUCAUCAAUUUGAAGGAAGAAAAGAGGGAAUCCUGGAAGUCAUGAGCAAACUUGACAAUCUUUCCAAGGCUCUCACCGACUUUCAUGCCCUUCAAGAGCCUAAAAUCGAUUUCCCUUUACCUCUCAAUAACGUGUCCCCGUCAGAUACCUCGUCCAGCUCCAUGUACAAAGAGAGGGUAACACCAACAACAAGCCUGUCGACAAUUGUGCCCCCCGCUACUCCUACGCGUGCGAUUCCGCCCGUCGCUAAUCUUAUUGUAAACACCCUUGAACCAGGCUCACAGACGCAUUUCAUCGACAGCCCUGAUUCACUAGCUGAACAUCAUUUUAGGCCAUAGCAGGAAUGGAGCUACCUUCCGCAGCCAACAAGGUCCCCAUCUAUGAUUUCCUAUGUCCGCCAUUGGAACGAGUCAGGAGACAAUGAGAUGGCGACGAUCCUAUUGUAGGUUUGAGGAUUAAGUAUUGACGAGAGCUCGAACUAAGUUUCUGGGCGUAACUCUUCACUUUAAACAUUGGGAGUACUUAGUAGAGGCGAAGACGUGGAGAUCAAUUAUAGAACUUUAGCUUUAAAUACGAGUUUCGAGUGAUGUCACCAACAUUGUCCCUCAUCUACUAUC